Messenger RNA from Bufo gargarizans (Asiatic toad), 5856 nucleotides. RefSeq names its product arf-GAP with SH3 domain, ANK repeat and PH domain-containing protein 2-like. The record is from RefSeq and is a predicted model, not a curated record. The transcript is spliced from 28 exons. The coding region runs from base 299 to 3274 and encodes 991 amino acids. Gene Ontology annotation, biological process: positive regulation of GTPase activity. Gene Ontology annotation, cellular component: cytoplasm. Lineage: Eukaryota; Metazoa; Chordata; Amphibia; Anura; Bufonidae. Gene Ontology annotation, molecular function: GTPase activator activity; protein binding.
CGGCGCGCGCAUGCGCGGCGCAAUUCCCCUUUCAUUCAGUCCCGCAGCAGAGCAGGCAGGAGCCGCGGUCCAGCUGCUGUUCACACCCUGCGCGAUACUUGACCGGCGGGCCCCGAGGAGACUGCUCUCCCCCUCUAUGAAGAGCCUGACUUUAUUCUAGCAGCGCAUACAAUCUACUCACUCACACCCCCCCCGUGCAAUACAAACUGGCAGGAGCACAGCACUGUUCACACACUACAGAAGCCAGCGGCAAACUACCUGCAGCGCCUGCCCUGUUAACCCCUCACCCGCCGGCACCAUGCCUGAUCUUAUCAGUGUGGGAGAGUUUAUCAUGGAGACCUUGGAGGACCACAGCUCUCCCACCACCUCUUCCUUCACCACUAGGAUGAGCAGCUGCAGGAACACAGUCAGCAGUAUUGAGGAGGCCCUGGACAACGACCGAACAGUUCUCCACAAGAUGAAGAAAUCUGCCAAAUCAAAGAACAGCGCAGGCGAAGAGCACAUCACACACCUAGAGGUUUAUAUUGCAACAUUGGAAAAACUAUCAUUAAACUGCCGGGACAAUGGAGAAGAAGCUCUGAGCGACGCUUUCAAUGCUUUCGCAGAGCUUUCUAAGGAAUUGUUGACGCCAAUGAAAAAUGUGCUGCAGAGUUUUAAUCACAACAUUAAUUACUUUCUAAACUCGCUGGUCAAAGGAGAUCUGAAGGAAGUUAAAGGGGACCUAAAGAAGCCAUUUGAUAAAGCUUGGAAGGACUAUGAAAAUAAAUUCACGAAAAUAGAGAAGGAGAAGAGAGAGUUGGCCAAGCAGUAUGGGAUGGUGAGGAAUGAGGUGGCAGGAGGAGAAAUCGCUGAAGAGCUGGAGAAAGAGCGUAGGAUGUUCCAGUUACAGAUGUGUGAAUAUCUGAUAAAAGUCAAUGAAAUCAAAAGCAAGAAAGGCGUGGAUCUUUUACAGAACCUUAUCAAGCAUUACAACUCACAGUGCAACUUUCUGCAGGAAUGUUUGCAAGCCACCGAAAAAUUGAAAUCCUACAUUGAGGGCCUGACCACUGAAUUGCAGAUUAUCAAGAGCAGACAAGAGGAGGAGAAGAAGCAGCUCUGUUCCCUGCGGGACAUGCUGAAGCCUACACUGCAGAUUGAAACCAAAGAGGAUUCAAUCAGUAAGCAGCUUGUCUACAGCAUGCAUCAGCUGCAAGGAAACAUGCAGUAUGGCACUGAGAAACAUGGAUACUUGUACAAGAAGAGUGACGGGCUCAGGAAGGUUUGGCAGAAGAGGAAGUGCUCAGUGAAGAACUGUUACUUGACCAUUGCACAUGGGACGCCUAACCGGCAACCAGCCAAACUAAAUCUGCUGACAUGCCAAGUGAAGCCUAAUAUGGAAGACAAGAAAUGCUUUGACCUAAUAUCACAUAAUCGGACAUACCAUUUCUUGACCGAGGAUGAGCAGGAUUGUAUUGCAUGGAUCUCUGUACUAACCAACAGCAAGCAGGAAGCUCUGAACAUGGCGUUCCAUGAAGUCCGUCCUAGUGAGGAGGAUAGUAUAGAAGAUCUCACCAAAGCAAUUAUUGAAGAUAUCAGAAGAAUGCCUGGGAAUAGUGUGUGCUGUGACUGUGGAGCACCAGAUCCCACAUGGCUGUCUAUAAAUUUGGGGAUCCUCACUUGUAUUGAGUGUUCUGGGGUUCAUAGAGAACUCGGCGUCCAUCACUCCCGUAUUCAGUCCCUCGCCCUUGACAAACUUGGAACCUCAGAGCUUCUGCUAGCCAAAAAUGUCGGUAACUCUGGAUUCAAUGACAUUGUAGAGGCCAAUCUCCCAUCACCUACAAUCAAACCCACUAUAGAUAGUGCCAUGGCAACUAGAAAAGACUUCAUUAACUCCAAGUAUGUGCACUGGUUAUAUACAAAAAGAAGCAAUACACACCCAUUGACACGGCUGCAUGAACUUCAGGACGCUGUCCGGUUUAAGGAUAUUUAUGCACUGAUCCAGGCCUAUGCUGAAAAGGUUGAUUUAACAGAGGCCUUGCCUCAACCAGCACAGGAGGCUGGUGAGAUCAUUCUGCAUUUGGCAGUGUUAUUGUCAGACCGAACUUCAUUGCACAUUGUAGAUUUUUUGGUACACAACAGUGGAAAUCUAACAAAGCAGACUGUCCGAGGCAACACUCCUCUUCACUACUGCAGCUUAUACAACAAGACGGAGAGCAUGAAGCUCUUUCUGAGAGCUAAAGUCAAUACAAAGAUAAAAAAUGAAGCUGGGGAAACUGCAUUGGAUAUAGCCAGACGCCUGAAGCUUUCUCUCUGUGAAGAUUUGCUUCUCCAAGCUCACAACAAUCAGUUUAACAUGCGUGUCCAUGUGGAGUACGAGUGGCGGUUACGUCAGGAUGACAUGUACGAAAGCGAUGAUGAUCUUGAUGAAAGGCUGGGCCCUGUUAAGAAGGAGAGGACUCUGCGACCAUACAGUUGCUUCCAGUCACCCAGCGCUCAGUUCUCAGACAGGGGGCCUCCCACAUCAUUUUUAAGGCGAGCCUCUCAGGUGUCUCAGGUGUCUCAAGACUCACGUUAUGAUGUAGGUGGAGGACAAUCCUGCACUGAAAAUGCCUUGACCCCAACAGCUCCCUUCACACCCCCACUGCCUCCACGCAAUCCUAUUAGAGCACCCAAUGUGCCACCACCUCCUCCCCCUGCCAGUCCCUCACCCGUCCCCAAAAAGCUGCCUGCCACACCUCCACUGACUACAAAGCACAAGAGAGCACUUUCAGAGCCUGCACCCGUCAUUCCGCACAGCCCCUCCAGUCAAAGCAGUCUCCAUUUUGAUUAUGGCUCAUGCUGCACUUCUCCGUCCAAAUUUCUCCAGUCAGAAGGUGUAUCUAGGAGACCAAGCAUUGGAUCUCCAAAACUUAGUAGUCUCCAUGAAGUGCCCGAAAUCCCACCAAAAGUUGAUUACAGAACAGAAGCAUAUUCAAAACCAGGAAACCAAAGAUCAGCUCAGAGUAAUGUAUCUCCAGGGUCAUCUGUGCAAGAACUCUAUCAUGUCCCAGCCCCCAGUCAGGAGCCCCCUCUACCCAUGCCCCGAAGGAUGAGCCUGAGCAAGCCAAAGCUCCGUCGGGUGAAGGCUUUAUUUGACUGCAUCGCCGAUAGAGAAGAUGAGCUCACAUUUAGUAUAGGAGAAAUUAUUGUAGUCACAGAGGAGGAGGAUCAAAACUGGUGGAAUGGCUACAUUGAUGGACAGCUACAUAGAAGAGGUGUUUUCCCAGCAUCCUUUGUGCAUAUCUUGACCGACUAGAAAGCACAAUCCGUGGGCAUCAAGUGUACUGAUGAACAGAAGAAAGAAGGCUUUUAAUUGUAUAUAUAAUAUUGAGACAGACCCAGAUGUCGCUAUAUGGACCUGUGACUGGAUUGGCAGUAGCUGACAUGAUGGCGAAAGCUGAGCACAUGGAGCAAAAUCAACUGCAAAGGUUGUUCUGGUCAUUAACCUUCCAAUCAAAAGAAACUUCACCAUAAAUAGGCAACUCUGUAAAACCUGUGUUAUGUGAGAGGCAGGCAAAGGGGGAUAGUAGACAUGCAUAUUUUGCUUGUGUUGUGCCUUGUAAUGCAAAUAGCUUUGUGUAAUGUUUACAAACAUAUUCUUAUCGUGUCUGCUUAGCCGCUGUAUUACUACCUAUAUAUCACCCAACAUGGGGCAAUUGUCUCUCCAGCAGAAGACCUCAUACUUUACUGUCAUCAGACAGACGCAUUUACUAUAUCCUCCUUUUCAGCUCCAAAAUCCUGCAUUGUUCAUACAAUUGCCCCUGUCGCCUCUUAAAAUGUCUGUGUGUAUCCAGUUUACUGGUGGCAGGGACCACCAUUUUUCAUCAGUUACAUGAAUUUUUUUCACGAUUUCUUUUCAAUUUGACCUGUCCUAGUGACAUGCCAUACGUUUUGAUCAGUUGGGGUCUGGGUGCUGAGAUCCCACUGAUUGCUAAAAUUAAGGGGCAGGAGUGCUGUGCCCCUUUUCUGAUCGUUUAAGGUCUCCUCAGAGAAUGAAUAGUAAAUCGAUCUGUACCACUUCAUACACCGCUCGCUUGGAUUUCAAGACAAACUGAACAGGCACGAAGGGGCACAGCUGAGAUGAGCGCUUUUGCCGUUUCCUUUUAGCAGUCUAUAUGGUCUCUGCAUCCAGACCCUACUGAUCAAAACUUAUGACACGUACCUAUGACAUAAUUUUUUUUUUCUUUAAUGUUAGGUACUCUUUAAACUAUAUGAUGGAUAUAUGAUUGGUUAUUUAUCCUUGCUUUGUUUCACCCAAUCAUUCUAUAGAUUAAAAGCUCUCCUAGUAUACAGCAGUGACCAUUACUGCACAUAUUUAUGAACUUGAAUGAGAACCUGACAGGACUGGGCGAUUAUGAUAAUUGAACAGUUUGUCAACAGUUGGAGUUGUGGGAGGGGGCGGCGGCAGUUAGAGCAGGGGGGAGGUGGCCGCAGUUAGAGCAGUGAGGGGGCAGGUGGCCACGGUUGGAGCAGUGGAGGGUGGUGGCUGCAGUUGGAGCAGUGGAGGGUGGUGGCCGCAGUGGGGGGUUUGGCCGCAGUUAGAGCACUGAGGGGAGGUGGCCGCGGUUGGAGCAGUGGAGGGUGGUGGCCGCAGUGGGGGGGUCGCCGCAGUUGGAGCAGUGGAGGGUGGUGGCCGCAGUUGGAGCAGUGGAGGGUGGUGGCCGCAUUUGGAGCUGUAGAGGCAGGUGGCUGAAGUUGAAGUAAAUGGAGGAACCUGACUCGAACAUUUAAAGAGAUGGGGAGGUAAGACUCAGAGUAAGGGCUCAUGCACACUGUGUGUUUUUUGUCUGCAUUUUUUGCAGGUUGGAUGCAGACCUAUUCAGCACUCCAUGUGCUCUCCACAUCCAUAUGUCCGUUCUGCAGCACCUGCAAAAUAAUAGAAAAUGUCCUAUUCUCGACCACAUUAAGGACAAGGAUAGGACUGUCCCAUAGAUGGCAGAAUGUUCCGUUCCAUAAAAUGCGGAACACACAUGGCCGGUAUCUGUGAUUUACAGUCUGCAAAAAGUGCUAUGGCCGUGUGCAUGAGCCCUAAAGCAGUGUCGGAUGUAACCAGAAUAAUAAAAUAAUUGACAUGGGCAAAAUUAUGUUGAUUAAUUAGACUGCCUUUUUUUCCUUACUAAUCGCCCAGCCCUGCUGACACAGCUGCACCACUUUUAUUGACAUCAGAAGGUAGUGAUAUGAUUUUCCUCUCCAUUAAAAGCUCACUUACUGUUAGUAUAAAAUAUUUUGUGGGAAGGCCCUUUUUUGAGCCGUCCCCUUUUGGUUGACAUACAUCGACAAUGUUUGUCCCAUCAGAGAACUGUUUUCUCCUAGUAUGAAAAGAGCAUAGGAGGACUUCAAAUAAAUAUUGGUGAGGGCUUUUAUAUCAUAAUCUUUUUGUCUUCUUAAAAGGACAUCCAAGUUUAUGACUACUUAUGUUUGCUCUACUUUAAAGGGGCUUUCCGAUCCUUCGCAUAGGUCAUCAGUAUCUGAUCGUUGGGGGUCUGACACUUGGGACCCCCACCAAUCAGCUGUUUGAGAAGGCCGUCAACAUGAUAGCGGUGGUGCUUGGUAUUGCAGCUCAGCGAUUGGUCAUCAGUUCAAAAAUCUCGGAAAACCCUUUCAACUUAUUUGGUGAUGCAUCACCCUUUUGGGCUCCGUAUUAGAUAUGGCAAGUUUUGAAUGAUCCUUAAAGCACAGGAGACACUGAUAUUUCAGAAGAUAGUUAAUAGGAGUGCCAAUGACUGAGCCCCCCUGUAAAUCCUACUUAAACAAUUAAUGCUUGUCACAAAACUCUAGAAAAUUUUAUUUUUUUAUUUGUAUUUCACAAAUGUUAAUAAAUCACAAUUUUGUUUUAAA